Molecule: messenger RNA, 812 nt
Organism: Myxocyprinus asiaticus (Chinese sucker)
Lineage: Eukaryota; Metazoa; Chordata; Actinopteri; Cypriniformes; Catostomidae
Gene: cmc4
Product: C-x(9)-C motif containing 4 homolog (S. cerevisiae)
Exons: 2
Coding region: 23-283 (86 amino acids)
Cellular component (GO): mitochondrial intermembrane space
Source: RefSeq, a predicted model, not a curated record
CACAGCCGUGACGUCAUGGCUCAUGUGUUAUAACGCAAACACAAGGACAGAUAUAACUGGAAUUAUUCGUCGGAAUUGGUUGAUUAAGAUGUCACAGAAGGAUCCUUGUCAAAAGCAGGCUUGCGCGAUACAGAAAUGUUUACAAGCCAACAAAUACAUUGAAAGUCGUUGUGAGGAUGUGAUUCGGGCUAUGAGAAAGUGUUGUGAAGUCCAUACAGGAGAAAACUCUGUCUGCUGCUCUGGAUUUGCUAAAGAACACAAAUCUUCAGAGACAAAAACAUAACUCUAUGUGGACACUGCAAUAGUUAUUUGUCCAAAACAUUGUAAUUAUGUGUUUAUCACAAUUAUACUUCACUUUAAGUCUUUAUGGAUACUUUUAAAAUAAACCUUUUAAAUUAAACCAGCAAGAUGCCUUUGGGUGCCAGUAUUUAUUUAACCCAAUAACACAGUUCAGAGAAUAUGUCCAUCACAACUGAUUACAUCUGAGUAUUUAUAGUUACUUUGUCUGAUAUUUCAAUAAGCGACACUGAACCCAAGUUGAGAUUUCACAAAGCUUAAAAAUAAAUGCAGAAGGGAUUUGAAUAGUGAGGCAUGUGAAAUGCAGAUCACAUAAUGACUUGAAAAGAAAAUUGAUGAAAUAUGUCUUCAUGUUCCGUGCAUUAGCUGUUCUUCAGAAAAAAUAACCAGACGUAUUUCAUAAUGAUCAAUGGUGUUUAUCUUUAGAGUGAAAACAGGCAACCCAGAGCAAUCGUUUAAAUCCUGAUCGUCAAUUCACUUUUACAUUUCUGUCAUUCUUAGUUACAUAAAAUAUA